AUGUUCGCCAAGCUCGCUCUCUUCACCGCCGCCGUCUUCACCGCUCUUGCGGCCGCCACACCCAUCCCUCAGGGCUCCGGGAGCUGCAACACCGGCCCGAUCACCUGCUGCGAGGACGUGCGCUCUGCGGACGACGCCAGCGUCGCGACGCUCCUCGGCCUCCUGGGCGUCGUCGUCCAGGACGUGACCGCACAGGUCGGCAUCCAGUGCUCGCCGAUCAACGUCAUCGGCGCCGCCUCGGGCAACGCCUGCUCGGCGACCCCCGUUUGCUGCGAGAACAACAACGUCGGCGGCCUCAUCAGCGUCGGCUGCGUUCCCGUCAUCCUCUAG
Trametes versicolor FP-101664 SS1 is the source of this 330-nucleotide messenger RNA. Its product is annotated as hydrophobin. The record is from RefSeq and is a predicted model, not a curated record. Gene Ontology annotation, cellular component: fungal-type cell wall. The transcript is spliced from 3 exons. Gene Ontology annotation, molecular function: structural constituent of cell wall. Bases 1 to 330 code for a protein of 109 amino acids. Lineage: Eukaryota; Fungi; Basidiomycota; Agaricomycetes; Polyporales; Polyporaceae.